AUGCAUUCAAUCUCUCACUCCUCUCCUUUCCGUCUUCAUUCAGCUGCAAGCAUCACCACCCUUUUUAAAGCCUACAAGAAAGGUGAACACCUUGAACAAGUGCACGCGUGCAUCAUCCAUUAUGGCCUUGAGCAAGACCACUUCCUCGUUUCCCUCUUCAUUUCCCAUGCCCACUCCUUCCUUUCCACUCUCUCGUAUGCCUUAUCCAUCUUCACCGCAUUCUCUCCCCUUCCACCUUCCUCUAGAACACUCAUCAAAUCCCAUUGCCAAAAAAAAUAUUUUUCCCACACCCUCUCCACCUUUGCUCACAUGAAGGCACAUGGGGCACUCCCCAACAGCUUCACCUACCCUUCUAUCAUUAAGGCUUGUCCCGACAUGUACAAGGAAAGGGAGGUAAAAUCACUUCAUGGCUCCGCGUUCUGUUGCGACAUCGACCAAGAUCUCUAUAUGGGCACCAAUUUGAUAGACAUGUAUGGGAAAUGCGAAGAGAUUGCCGAUGCUCAUAAGGUGUUUGAUGGAAUGUCUGACAAGAAUGUGGUUUCUUGGACUGUUGUGCUUGUUAGGUACGUUGUUGUUGGGGAUGUUGUUGAGGCCAAGAAGUUGUUUGAUGAGAUGCCUCACAUAAAUAUGGCUUAUUAG
This is a messenger RNA of Glycine soja, 639 nucleotides long. RefSeq names its product putative pentatricopeptide repeat-containing protein At5g37570. Gene Ontology annotation, biological process: RNA modification. Lineage: Eukaryota; Viridiplantae; Streptophyta; Magnoliopsida; Fabales; Fabaceae. The transcript has a single exon. The record is from RefSeq and is a predicted model, not a curated record. The coding region runs from base 1 to 639 and encodes 212 amino acids. Gene Ontology annotation, molecular function: RNA binding; protein binding.